AAAAAUAGUCCAAAUUUUUUGACAAAUUCGCAAUUCUGACUAGUUAUUGCGAGUUUAUACCAUGCAGUUCUGAGAAAAAAAGCCAGAGAAGUGUGUGGAAAUACAUUAGAAUUGUGAGAUGACUGUGAGACAACUGUGAGUGAAAAGAACAAAAACAGAAUUGUGCGAUAAAAACUUGAAACAAGCUUUCAUAGGCUUAGGUUUCCUUAACAAUGUUACGCUUUAAGUUAACAGUCUUUUUCUCCAUUAAAAGACAGUUGAUCUGAUAAGUGAAAUAAGAAAUUUCCAAAUUUAGGUUAACAUACACUAUGUUUACAUCUGUGCUAGAAAAAAACACAGUUCAGUCAGUGUCAAAGGUUACAGUGAUAUUUAGCUCAUGUAAAGUAAACACAGUAUCUGCCACAUUGAAGACUACCACGGUGGAGAUUAGAGAAACCAAAUUAUAUCUUGCCUAAACCUUCAUUGAUUAUUUGAAUGUAACUACAGUAUCUUUUCUCAUUGCUUUUGGAUGGUAAGUGGAUUUCUGUCUUUGACUUUUAAACAACUUUUGAUUUGUUUUAGACAUCAAUGCAAGUACUGUUAUGCAUUCCAGUCACUUAGCCACUGUCAACAUCUGCUAAAAUUUCUUACAUAUGUUCACGCACACAUCCUGUGUUAUGCAGCAAGACGCAGCAGAAAAUGUUUCAUGUGGUUUAAAGUACCAAGGUGUGUUUGGUGCAGAAACAGAUGAGACCGUGUCAGUGAUGGAGGGAGAUUCUGUUACUCUGCACACAAAUCUCACUGAAAUACUGAACGAUGAUACUAUACUGUGGCUGUUUGGACCUAAAGACUCCAUCAUAUCUCAAAUAACAAGAAAGAGUGAUCUGACUUCAUUUUAUGUUACCGAAGAUGAGCGAUUCAGAGGCCGAUUGCAGGUGGAUCAACAGACUGGAACUCUCACCAUCAGAAAGACCAGAAUCAAACACUCAGGCCAAUAUAAACUCUCCAUCUCUAGAAGACAGACUACGAUCAAGAUAUUUAAUGUUGCGGUCAUUGAUGUGGUUGGUGAGACGGAUGGAGUGAAGUCGGUGUCAGUGAUGGAGGGAGAUUCUGUCACUCUACAGUAUGAUGUUUCUGAAGUACAGAGAGAUGAUCUGAUUGUGUGGAGGUUUGGAGAUAAAGGCCUCCUCCUGGCUAAGAUUGAUGUGGAAUCAAACAACAUCUCAUUAAAUGAUGCUGAUGAGAGAUUCAGAGACCGACUGAAGCUCAGUGAAUCUAGAUCCCUAACUAUCAAGAACACCAGAACCACAGACUCUGGACUUUAUGAAGUACAGAUCAGAGGCAGCGAGAGCUCGCAGCGAUUCCUUCUUUCUGUCAGUGCUAUUCCAGAUUCAACUCAGUCUACAGGUUUUACAACAGGGAUUGUUUUAGCUAUUCUACUUGCGGCUGCAGUUGUAGCUGCUGUUGUGAUUCACUAUCGGCGCAAGAUCUCUGAUCUAGAAAAACAAAUGGAACCAAUCGAAGUGUCAGAUGGAGAUUCUGUCACUCUGGAGACUAAAACUGUCCUAAAUAAAGAUGAUAAGGUACAGUGGUAUUAUCACGAUGAAAACGAUCUUAUUGCUGAAAUCAGUCGAGGGACCAAAAGGACAUUUGAUGGUUUUGAUGAAAGAUUCAGAAGCAAACUGGUGCUGGAUAAGACUGGAAAUCUCACCAUCAAUAACACCAUGACCAUUCACUCUGGACUCUAUAUAUUAAAAAUAAGCAGCAAAGGCAAAAUAAUCAACAGGAGAUUCAUUGUUACUGUCAAAAUGAAGAUAGUGUCAGUAAAGAAGGGAGGUUCUGUCUCUCUAAAGACUGGAACUAAAAUACAGAAAUCUGAUGAGAUACUGUGGACGUUUGGAGCUGAAAACUGUCUUGUUGUUAGAGAUAAUCCAGGAACGCCUAUUGGUAAGAGAUUCACAGGCAGACUGGAGCUGGACAAGAAGACUGGAUCUCUGACCAUCAGAAACAUAGAAACCGCAGACUCUGGACAUUUUAAACUACAGAUCAUCAACAGUGAAAAGACCACAUUCAGGAGAUUCAAUGUGUCUGUCACUGAAUCCAUAGGAAAACAAGUAAAUGAAUCAGCAGCUGUAGAGAUGCCACUGUUGUAACCAUGAGGAUGUGGAUGGAGUGGAUGGGUGAUAAGUUCUGCCCACCAAUAUUAAUUAAUGUGACAUCAUCAGCAUUUGUGCUCAAUAACAUUUUUCUGAUUUUAGAAAAAGGAAAAAUGAACCAGUGUGUUGUUGAGCCGUUAAACUUUUUUUAGGUGACAGGAAAUGUGCACGAAACUCUUUCAUAACCAACUAAACAACUGGAUACACAUCCCACUUAGUUUCUUCGAUGGGACAUAAUGCAAACUAUUUCAGCCAAUCUCAUGUUAAUCUUGAGUACCUAUAUAGUAUUGUAGCAUCCUUUAUAUCACUUUCAAAGUCUUUAUUUUUAUCAGAUUAAAAAAAAAAUGUGUGUCAUGGGCAGAGCUAAAGAGUCACGAGCGCAUUCAUGUUUUUAAAUACUCAUAUGCUGAUUGCCACAGCUGAUUGUCUUUGUACAGAACAACCUCCUGGACAGCAACCAAUCUGGCUUCAAAAGUGGCCACUCAACUGAGACUGCCCUGCUCUCGGUUACUGAAGCCCUG
Molecule: messenger RNA, 2656 nt
Organism: Carassius auratus (goldfish)
Lineage: Eukaryota; Metazoa; Chordata; Actinopteri; Cypriniformes; Cyprinidae
Exons: 7
Coding region: 633-2132 (499 amino acids)
Source: RefSeq, a predicted model, not a curated record